Cavia porcellus (domestic guinea pig) is the source of this 4073-nucleotide messenger RNA. RefSeq names its product RAB11 family interacting protein 3 (gene Rab11fip3). The record is from RefSeq and is a predicted model, not a curated record. Bases 366 to 2390 code for a protein of 674 amino acids. Gene Ontology annotation, molecular function: calcium ion binding. Gene Ontology annotation, biological process: endocytic recycling; regulation of cytokinesis. The transcript is spliced from 15 exons. Gene Ontology annotation, cellular component: endocytic vesicle; recycling endosome membrane; midbody. NCBI's taxonomy places the organism in Eukaryota, Metazoa, Chordata, Mammalia, Rodentia, Caviidae.
CGGAGGUGGGGCUGCUGGCGGCGUUGCUCAUUUGAUCCCUCAGGUCUCUGUCCUCCAUCCUCCGCUCUGCUGCUGGCCAGCUCCCGCCGCCCGGCGUCCGCGGCUUGGCCUUGCGCCCUCCUUUUGGGACUGCAUUCGGCCAUGGGCCCGCUCCCGCCGCGCCGUCGGGCCGGGGGCCGCUGAAGCGCGGUGCCAAGAUGGGCGAGGGCGGAGUAGGGCCCGAGCGCCAGCCCAAGCAGCCCGGGUGCCCCGCGCGCGCCCGCCCGCGUCGCCGCGGGGAUGCCCGCGCCCGUCGCCGCGCCCUGAGCGCCUUUGUCUGUUGCCCGCGCCGCCCGCUGCACCCCUAGCUCGGCAGACGCCGGAGCAUGGAGCGGGGCUGGCCCCCUUCCCCACCGGGCCCAGAGGAGCCAGUGCGCGGGGACCCUCUACCUGAGGCGCGGCCCGCGGAGCCCGAAGACUGCGUGCCCGGCCGGCGCGGCCUGCCCCCCGGGGCGUCGCGUGGGGUGGGCGAACGACUGCUGGCACGUCACGAGCCGCCCUCGGACCCGAACCUGAAUACGCCGCUCUCCGGAGAUCCCGCAGCCACCUCGGAGGAUGGUGCGCGCCUCCGCGCUGUGUUCGACGCCUUGGACGGGGACGGGGACGGUUUCGUCCGCAUAGAAGACUUCGUCCAGUUCGCCACGGUCUACGGGGCGGAGCAGGUGACGGACUUGACACAGUACUUAGACCCCAGUGGGCUCGGCGUGAUCAGUUUUGAAGACUUCUGCCAAGGGAUCUCAGCCAUUAGAAGUGGAGAUCCCGAUGGCCAGUUGUAUAGCAUGCCACCUGCCCAGGAUGAAGACCCUCCCACUUGUGCUGAUGAGUUUGAUGAUUUUGUCACCUAUGAGGCCACUGAGGUGACAGACAGUGCAUAUAUGGGCUCCGAGAGCACCUACAGUGAGUGUGAGACCUUCACUGAUGAGGACACCAGCACCCUGGUGCACCCUGAACUGCAUCCUGAGGGGGAUGCCGACAGUGCAGGGGGCUCCGCUGUGCCCUCUGAGUGCCUGGACACCAUGGAGGAGCCUGACCAAGGUGCACUGCUGCUGCUUCCGGGCAGGUCCCGUACUCGUGGCCAGGCUGUCGUCAUGGUGAUUGGUGGCGAGGAGCAUUUUGAGGACUAUGGGGAAGGCAAUGAGGUAGAGCUGUCCCCAGAGACCCUCUGCAAUGGAGAGCUGGGGUGCAGCGAUCCUACUUUUCUCACCCCCAGCUCCGACCCGCUUGCUGCAAAGCUGCACAGCAUCCUCACUGACGAGGCUUUUGAGUUUUACUGUAGCCAGUGCCACAAACAAAUCAACCGCCUUGAGGAUCUCUCAGCCCGCCUGAAUGAUCUUGAGAUGAAUAGCCCAGCCAAGCGACUCUCCAGCAGGAAGGUGGCAAGGUAUCUGCACCAGUCAGGGGCCCUGACCAUGGAGGCCCUGGAGGACACUCCAUCAGAGCCUGUAGAAGGCCCAGAGGAGGACAUUGCUGACAAGGUCGUCUUCCUGGAGAGGCGGGUGUCAGAGCUGGAGAAGGAUAGCGUGGCCGCAGGGGAGCAGCACAGCAGGCUGAGGCAAGAGAACCUCCAGCUAGUACACAGAGCCAAUGCCUUGGAGGAACAGCUGAAGGAACAGGAGCUGAGAGCUCACGAAAUGGUACUAGAAGAGACCAGAAAGCAGAAAGAACUUCUGUGUAAGAUGGAGCGAGAGAAGAGCAUCGAGAUUGAGAACCUGCAGGCUAGGCUGCAGCAGCUGGAUGAGGAGAAUAGUGAGCUCCGAUCCUGCACGCCCUGUCUGAAGGCCAGUAUCGAGCGUCUGGAAGAGGAGAAGCAGAAGCUGCUGGAUGAGAUUGAAGGGUUGACGCUGCGGCUCAGUGAGGAACAGGACAACAAGAGGAAGAUGGGGGACAGGCUGAGCCAUGAGCGCCACCAGUUCCAGAGGGACAAGGAGGCAACCCAGGAGCUAAUUGAGGACCUCCGUAGGCAGCUAGAGCACCUACAGCUCCUCAGGCUGGAGGCUGAGCAGAGGCGAGGCCGCAGUAGCAGCAUGGGGUUGCAGGAGUACCACAGCCGCACCAGGGAGAGCGAGCUGGAGCAGGAAGUCCGCAAGCUCAAGCAGGACAACCGCAGCCUAAAGGAGCAGAAUGAUGAGCUGAAUGGGCAGAUCAUCACCCUCAGCAUCCAGGGUGCCAGAAGCCUAUUCUCCACAGCCUUCUCAGAGUCCUUGGCUGCAGAGAUCAGCUCAGUCUCCCGUGAUGAGCUCAUGGAAGCCAUCCAGAAGCAGGAGGAGAUCAACUUCCGCCUACAGGACUACAUUGAUAGGAUCAUCGUGGCCAUCAUGGAGACAAACCCAUCCAUCUUGGAGGUCAAAUAGGGCAGCAGAGCCCAAUCUGGGCUGGCUCAGGACGCCACCAGCAUCCCGAGUGCCCCGCUACACCAUAAGGAGCCAAGACCAGCAGGCCCCCGGCCUCCCAAACCCAGGGUGUGCAGGACCCUUGGGGAGUGGGAAAGAGAGGAAGAAGGGGAAUCUCUGGGACUGAGCCCACAGCAGGCAGGGAUUGUGGCAGGGCCUCCCCACCUCAUGUUGCCUGGCUGUAGUGCCCAUGUGUGCUCAUCAGGGACGGGCUCUAAGCUGUGUGCAGAGUUCAAGACAGCUUCUCAGGCUAGGUGAGCCCUCUGACUCCUUUGCAGCAGACCCGUUUUCCCUCUGUACAUCCCUGUCAGGUAGAAAGGAAGAAAACGGGUCCUUACCAGAGCUGCAGCUGCCCACACAAGCACCCUUACGUGGUGCCACUCAUCCCAAAAUCACUACUGAAUGGUGUUCAAGUCCUGGAGCCUCCCAUGGGACACGGGAAGGGAGGCUGGUAUGUGUAGGUCUGGCUGGGAAUCAUGUGCCCCUCAGUUCUCCUUGAGUGGCUUAGGCCAUCACCCAGAGGGCCACCUUUGUUUAGCUUCAGGACCAGGGGCUUCCAAACAGCCAUCCUAUGCCCUGACUCAUUCUAGUAAUUUCAAGGGCUCUGUGGGUGGCAGGAGUGCUCUAGAACCUUUUGCUCUGAUACUACAGCUUGAAAUCUAGACUGUGGAAUUCACUUCCUGCAUGGGGUAGACACUGCUGGUCCCUUACAGGGGCCACUGCUCUGUGGUUACAACCUGCUCUGACCUCCUGGAAUCUACACUCUCCCUAGGCAGAUGUCACUGCCCUGGAUGAAUCCACAUUUCCCAGGCUAGAUUCCACAUGUCUAGAAUCAUGUUUUCUUCUGGUUUCUUCUAGGCAUCUUACCUGCUUUGUUCUUCCUCUGGGUUACAUCCUGUAGCAGUGUGGGCAGGGCUGCUCUCCAUGGGCAUAGGAGUAUUGGGUGGCGUUUCUGUACAUUGCCUGUCCCACCCAGGAAGGCAGUGCCACAGCUGCUGGGCUCUCCCUGAGCCUGGGAGCCCCCUGGGCAUUUCCAGGUGGACCAAGACCCGUCACAAAGACUGGCCACCCCACUGUAUGCGUGUGUGUGCGCGCGUGCAUGAGUGUGCGCACAAGUGUGAAUGUAUGUGUGCUGCCCUGCAUCCCUCACGUGGCCCUUCUACACUAAAAUUUAAGAUGUUGCCUCGUGUUGUACAUUCUGGGGAAAGCCUUGGGUGUAAAUCAGUGUAAACUUGGAAGAGAGAUUUUUCUAUCAUGUAGACUAGGUAUUUUUUAUAGAUUGAAGGUUGAUCAAUUUUUUAAUACUUUGCAGAGAGAAAAACUAUCUGUGUAUACACAUGAAAAAAAAUAUAUAUAUAUACAUAUGUAUAAUAUAUAAAUACUGGAGCCCUGCCUUUCUGUGCCCAGGUCCCAGCCCUGUAACAGAGGCUGUGGCCUGUCCUGCUGACCACUCAGCAGUCUUGUGACUGUAAAUACUAGUUUCCAGGAGACACUGAGGGACACACCAAUGGCCAACUUGCACGUGGCACCUGCUUCAACUCCUGAGAGAUGACUUCUGCUUGGACACAGGAGGCUGGAAGGCCAGCAGGGUCUUGCCCAAUGUGUUUGCCACCACAGAUUAAAGUUGUUACUACACACACAAAA